Molecule: messenger RNA, 882 nt
Organism: Moneuplotes crassus
Lineage: Eukaryota; Ciliophora; Spirotrichea; Euplotida; Euplotidae
Source: the annotation of a GenBank genome assembly
AUGGAGGUAGACCCAUCCAAAGCUAGAGGCCAUGUCAUCUGUGAAGAAGAUAUGAUGUUUACAGAGGAACUAUGCCAAUUGUACCACUUGUGUGUGGGAUUCAACCAAGAUCCUUGCAAUGAAGAUGACUUCAAGUUUAUUUAUGAGUAUGAUGACGAUUUUACCACAUUUCCUACAAUUAGUGUUCUAGCAUUGAAGGUUUGCUUGACGAAAAUGUUUGAAACACCAGGGCUCCCUCAAUUUAAUAUCAUGUCAUUGCUACAUGGAGAGCAGAUUGUUGAAGUUUCUAACCCUAUCCCUCCAGGCUCCUCUGUAAGAUGUGUUGCAGUUAUGGAAGACCUCGCAGAUAAAGGGAAAGGAAUGCUCAUGACAGUCAGAAUUGACCUCAAAAAUCCAGAGAAUCUUGAUGAAAUGUAUUCAAGAUGCUAUAUGAAAUUCUAUGUGAGAGGACUAGGUGGAUUCGGUGACAAAGGAAUCCUAGAUCAAAAGAUCCCAGAUCCUCCAACAAGAGAGCCAGAUCAGAGCUUUGAGGCCCCCACAGAUGAAAGACUUGCUCUUUUCUACCGUCUUUGUGGAGAUGUAAAUCCUUUGCAUAUCGUUCCAAGCGCAGCUCAGCUUGCUGGUUUCGAAAAGCCGAUUCUUCAUGGACUCUGCACUUAUGGAAUCUUGGGGAGAGCUGUUUAUGAGACAUACUGUGAAGGUGAUGUUUCCCUCAUCAAAAAUAUUAGUGUUAGAUUUGUUUCUCAUGUAUAUCCAGGAGAGACCAUUAAAGUAGACAUGUUUAAGGAAGGAGAUAGCAUCUUGUUCUCAGCAAGUACUGUUGAGAGAAAAACAGUUAUCUCAACCGGUGUUGUCGACUUGAAGCCACAGGCUAAGAUUUAG